This is a messenger RNA of Solea solea (common sole), 5325 nucleotides long. RefSeq names its product potassium voltage-gated channel subfamily H member 6-like. The coding region runs from base 98 to 3607 and encodes 1169 amino acids. Lineage: Eukaryota; Metazoa; Chordata; Actinopteri; Pleuronectiformes; Soleidae. The record is from RefSeq and is a predicted model, not a curated record. Gene Ontology annotation, biological process: regulation of ventricular cardiac muscle cell membrane repolarization; regulation of heart rate by cardiac conduction; membrane repolarization during action potential. Gene Ontology annotation, cellular component: membrane. The transcript is spliced from 21 exons. Gene Ontology annotation, molecular function: inward rectifier potassium channel activity.
CCAUCAUUUCACAUGUUUGAGAGGAUAAAACCGUGUGGGAGAGAGAGCAGUGACAGAGCUUUGUAACCGGGUCCGGACCAGAACCAGAACCAGAACCAUGCCGGUGAGACGGGGCCAUGUGGCGCCACAGAACACUUUUGUGGACACCAUCAUCCGCAAGUUUGAGGGACAAAAUCGAAAGUUCAUCAUCGCCAAUGCACAGGUGGAGAACUGUGCCAUCAUAUUCUGUAACGACGCCUUCUGCGGGAUGUGUGGUUACACGCGUGCCGAGGUGAUGCAGAAGUCCUGCACCUGCAGCUUCCUGUACGGACCUCACACCCACAGACCGGCCGUGGCCCAGAUGGCCAAAGCUCUGCUGGGGGCAGAGGAGAGGAAGGUGGAGAUAUGCCUCUACACCAAAGAAGGAGAGUGUUUCAACUGUGAGAUUGACGUGGUCCCGGUGAAGAACGAAGUGGGCAGAGUCAUCAUGUUCAUUCUCAACUUUGAGCUGCCCUCUGACCCCAGACCGGUCAGCAGCUCUCCGGCCAGAGAGCUCAACAGAGUGCUGCACAUUCCCUGGCUGUGUGUGGAUUGGCGGCAGCGCCUGCGUCUCCUCCUGCGCUCCCUCGGCUCCUCAGGUGUCCUGUCAGAGGACACAGAGCUGGGUUCUCCUCAUGGCGACCUCCCUCCCCUUGGACACGAGUCUGUGGCGCUGGACAAACUGCUGCCACUCACAGAGAGGCGAGAGCAGGACGAGGCGGGAGCUGUGGACAAAGAGGAGUGGGAGGAGGAGGAGGAGGAGGACGGAAGAAGAGGAGGAGGAGAUGCUGAUGCAACUCUGGUGGAUACAAGAACAGGAGGAAGAGGAGGAUGGAGAAGUGAAGGCACAGGUCUGCCCGCAGCUCCAACUUCAGCGCCUCCAGCACUGGCCCCGCCCCUUUCCUUCUCACAUGCUGCACCAUGGCGCGAGCAGAGAAGCAGAGGCCAACGUGACGACUGCCCUCCUCUGUCCAGCAGUUUUGACGACAGUGGUGGGAUUUUAAAACAUUCCUCGUCAGUGGACGACAUCAAGAGUGGACAGGGUUACUGGGAAAAGAGACUGCAGUUGAGACACAGCUGCACCGCUCGUAUGAUAACCAUCAGAAAAUCCAGUGGAACUGCAGCGACGUCAGACACUGAUUUACGCUGCCGAGCCAACAGCCAGCAGAGCCCCGUGUCCCACUCUGGUGAAAUCCGACCUCCGUGCAAACUGAUGGACAGAACUCACCACGUCACAGAGAGAGUCACACAGGUUCUGUCCCUUGGGGCUGAUGUGUUACCAGAGUACAAGCUACAGACCCCCAGGAUCCACAAGUGGACCAUCCUUCACUACAGUCCGUUCAAAGCUGUGUGGGACUGGGUGAUUCUCCUCCUAGUGAUUUAUACGGCAAUUUUCACCCCGUACUCUGCGACAUUUCUGCUGAGUUCUCAGGAAGAGGCAGCCUUGCAGACCUGCGGUUACUCCUGUUCCCCCCUCAACGUGGUGGAUCUUCUCGUGGACAUCAUGUUCAUUGUUGACAUUGUCAUCAACUUCAGGACCACAUAUGUUAACUCCAAUGAUGAGGUGGUGAGUCAGUCUUCUCGGAUUGCUGUCCACUACUUUAAAGGCUGGUUCCUCAUCGACAUGGUGGCGGCCAUUCCCUUUGACCUCCUCAUCUACCGCUCAGGGGGGGAGGUUGCGAGGGGUGGCGGAGAGGGCGAGACCACCACCCUGAUUGGUUUGCUGAAGACGGCUCGGUUACUGCGGUUGGUUCGUGUAGCAAGGAAGUUGGAUCGUUACUCCGAGUACGGUGCAGCUGUUCUCUUCCUCCUCAUGUGCACCUUUGCCCUCAUCGCUCACUGGCUGGCCUGCAUCUGGUAUGCCAUUGGUAACGCGGAACGGUCAACCUCAGCUGGUGUCGGAUGGUUGGACACUCUGGGCGAACAGCUGGGGAGGCCAUACAAUGCCUCCAUUGCGGCUUCGGGUCCUUCCAUCAGAGAUAAAUAUGUCACAGCUCUGUACUUCACCUUCAGUAGUCUGACCAGUGUGGGCUUUGGGAACGUCUCCCCGAACACCAACUAUGAGAAGAUUUUCUCCAUCUGUGUCAUGCUCAUUGGUGCUUUGAUGUACGCCAGUAUUUUUGGUAAUGUGUCCGCCAUUAUCUUGCGGCUGUACUCUGGUACGGCGCGCUACCACACGCAGAUGAUGAGAGUCCGUGAGUUCAUCCGCUUCCACCAGAUUCCUAACCCUCUGAGACAGCGGCUGGAGGAAUACUUCCAACACGCCUGGUCAUACACCAAUGGCAUUGAUAUGAACGCUGUUUUGAAAAGUUUUCCAGAGUGUCUCCAGGGAGAAAUUUGUCUCCACCUCAACAGGUCACUGCUGCAGAACUGUAAAGCUUUUAAAGGAUCUACUAAAGGCUGUUUGAGGGCCCUUGCCAUGAGGUUCAAGACCACGCACGCUCCUCCUGGUGACACCCUGGUCCACGCUGGAGACCUGAUAUCAGAUCUGUACUUCAUCUCCAGAGGCUGCAUCGAGAUCCUCAAAGGGAACGUGGUGGUCGCCAUACUGGGUAAGAAUGACAUCUUUGGAGAACCCGUCAAUCUGGAUGUUCUGCCAGGAAAGUCCAGUGCUGAUGUCAGAGCCUUGACCUACUGUGAUCUGCACAAGAUACACAGAGAAGAUAUUCUGGAGGUUCUGGAAAUGUAUCCUGAAUUUUGUGAAUAUUUCUGGUCCAACUUGGAGAUAACGGUCAACCUCAGAAAUGAGGAAAAUGAAGCAUGUGUUGUGAGUGGAGAAGACUCGGACUGUGAGGGACUCAGCAGACAGGGGAAACACACAGGUGACUCCAUCUCAAAGAGACAGAAAGCUGCCCUCAGAUGUCAAAGAAGACACCAUAAGUGGGAGAUGCACAGUGGUAGAGAUGAUCAUAAACAUACACUAUACGGCCCUGUGUUCUCCAGUGAGGAUGAAGUGGAGGAUGUAGAGGUGACCAGUCCUGCUCAGACCGCUAUCUCCAACAUGACCAGGUUCCCCGAGAUGAACGUGUUCCCAGGCGUUUCAAGCAUCUUUACACUCUGGGGCGCAGACAAGCGAGAGGAGCACAUGCACCUGGAGGUGCCGUGCUCACCCUCCCUCCAUUACCUGCCCACCUCCUCCCACUGUCCCUCCAGCCUUCCCCCUCCACUCCUUCCUCCUCCUCCGCCUCCUAAUGCCAUUAUCUAUGGGAGGCACCGCGUGGAGCUGGAGAAGAAGAUGGAUGCUCUGCAGCAACAGAUAACCAGGUUGGAGUCCUGUUUUUCAGAAGACCUCAGGACCAUCAUGCAGCUCCUGCAGAAGCAGACAACAGCGAUCCCACCUUCCUAUAGCACGUUGACAUCCACACCAUACGUGCCGCCUUCCCCUGUCCUGUCCCCCACUGUUGUUCCUCCACCUGUCUCAAAAGACAAGCCUCCGUCCACCAACCCCCAGCAGUCAAACGAAAACCAGGAACAAUUGCAGCCAGACCUCCCAGAGUCUAACUCAGUCAACUGUGUUCCUUCAGUAUUCGGUCUCAUGGCCUCACCCACUACCAUCCAUGCCUCAUCCUUUCACAAGUCUUCCUACUAGCCCCCCCCCCCCAUAUUAUUGGAGUGCCUGAGUCUGAGGUGAAUAUGUAGAGUUUGAAUCCAUGUUUUUGUUGGAAUUGUGAGCAAACUAAAUGACAAAAGAGCAAAUAAACCGUAAAAGAAUCCUGUUUACACCGGUAAUCACAUGCUCGGUGUACCUGAAUAGAAUAGUGACAGUGGUUCAGUGGUAUCUAUCAACUUUGAGGAUUUGAUUUCCCCGUUACGCUAGCUUGUCUACAUGCCAAUGUGCCUGAUGGCUGUUGGUAUGAAGAUAAAUAAAGACCAUUUACCAUAUACAUUUCAGGUAUGCUAGUAUGGACACAGAUUACCUCUGAUAUGAAGCUAUAACACUUAAUCUGCAUGCAGUUCUUUUUCAAAUGAAAACCUUUUGGUAUGGAUGGUUCAUCAUCCUGGUCCUGGGUUACUGAGCACCUGACCUUCCCUGCCACAACUUAGUCAGGUCAUCAUCAGUCUGUGGACCUCGUACACCAUCCAUCAUGUUCCACUGUCUUCCACAGCAGCCAUCGAUCGCUCAGAUGAGUCUGAAGUGGCUCCACCUGCCUGGGCCCAACAGUUUUGCCAUUUCCUCUGAACUGAAAUGAAAUGAACUGAACUGAACUUAACUGAACUAGUGCACUCUGGACACCAACUGUGAAAAAGCACAUCUUAAGCUUGACUGAAAAUAAACACAAUCCCAGCACUUAAGAAUUGAAUGUAAACAAUUCAAUUCUGACAUUUUCUUUGGGAUUCUGAGGUUAAAAUCAAGUCACACGGCCCUAAUCCUCUUCUGUGAUAAGAUGUACUCAGAUGUUAUAAAUCUAGAGAUAAACUUGAAUGCAUGCAACAUCAAUGAAAAUUGUGCAAUGGAUAUUUGCUCAGUGUUUACAGUCUGAUUAUGUCUUUGUAAUAAUCUCUUUGUGCUUUUAGGACAUUUAAACGUAGCCUACUACUUACAGUACGGUCCUCUGAUACAGUGUGUCCUGAACUUUCUGUAUGGGCGACCCACUUUAAGAAGAUGGCAAACUAUUGUGACCCAUAACAAAAUAUCAGUUGUGCCAACAGCAAAUUUGACCCAAGACCUAACACCAUUUUGUAUCAGUAAACAAACGUUUAGUAAAGUUUAGUUAAUUUAAACAUUUGCACAUAAAUCUUAAGUAAAAGGUUGGGCAAACUUUGUUGUGACCAGAAAAAAUCUCCCAUGAAGCACAUGCUGACAGACAGCAGGAUAUUAACAAUUAGAUUUCCUACUCAUUGUGUAUCUAAUGCGCUGGUACAUCUUCAGCUGGCGAGAAAAUCAUACAAUGUGUUGAUUUAAAAAAAAAAAAAUCUAGUAGAAAGAUAGAAAUUAAAGUGAUAAUCUGAGAUUAAAUUGUAUUGACGCCAGAAAUCGUGUGCUCAUCCUCCUUGUUGUGGUGACUCAAUUUGUGUAAAGAUGAUGGAGAAUGGGUCAAAGACAAACCUGCACGGAGACGCUCUGAAAGAUGGAUGAGUGACUAUUUUAUAAUCAUGUUUACGUGGAUAUGUGUAAUUAGGUUUAUUAUGUUCGAUGGAAAUUUAUCUGAUGCUGAAAAGGAGGAAGUGGAUUUAAUCUGAUCAAAAGUGAUCUGGAAUCUUUCACAAUUAGUAAUGUGAUAGUUCGACAUUAUGUUCUAUUAGUCCUACAAGAGGGUAAUUCUCAGUGUCACAGCAAGGAAAUAAAUAGUAAAUGUCAGAAUUUAA